AUGAGAGACGACACCGCGGGAAGUUCGCUCACCACCCAAUCCCUACCCAACGUUGGCACUGGCACGAGCACCAACGCGAGGAUGUACCGCUCCGUCUACAUCCUCUUCCAGCAAGACACCGACUCCACCAGCAUCGUCGAGGUCUUCGCCGACGUGCAGGACGCCAAUAACGAGUGCCUCCAGCAGGCCAACUCCCACGGCAUCACAUUGACCAACAAACAGUCUACCUCGGGCCCCGAUAGCCACUUCUUCUGCCCCGUCGAGCCGCUGCGGUGGGACACGCCCGAGGGGCUGAGCUGCUGGGUCGAGGGCUUCGACGUGGUGCCCAAGAAGAUAGCAAGCCCAGCGCAUAACUAA
Clonostachys rhizophaga is the source of this 357-nucleotide messenger RNA. NCBI's taxonomy places the organism in Eukaryota, Fungi, Ascomycota, Sordariomycetes, Hypocreales, Bionectriaceae. The record is from the annotation of a GenBank genome assembly.